CAGUUGGGUGCUUUCCUCAAUGUAUGUCCUAUCCACUUCCAGCGCUUCUUCCUGAGUUCGUCCUCCACAGGGAUCUGGUUUGUUCUCUACCACAGUAGGUUGUUGCUAAUAGUGUCCGGCCAACGGAUCCGAAGUAUUUUGCGUAGACAACUGUUAAUAAACACUUGUAUAUUCUGGAUGAUGGCUUUCGUAGUUCUCCAGGUUUCCGCCUCAUGCAGAACUGUCUUGACAUUUGUAUUAGAAAUUCUGACUCUGAUGUUGGUUGAUAGACAGUUGUUUUGAGUUCCAGAUGUUCUUCAAUUGUAGAUAUGCUGAUCUUGCUUUGCCGAUCGGCGCCUUCACAUCUGCAUCAAAUCCACCUUGUUCAUCAAUGAUACUGCCCAGAUAUGUAAAUGUUUUUACAUCUUCCAAAUCUUCCCCUUCAAGUGUGAUUCGAAUGUUGCAUGUUGUAUUGAAUCGAAGAAUUUUGCUUUUCCCUUUAUGUAUAUUGAAUUCUAGUACACUACUAUACAUCAUUUUCCUGCUGUUGACUACAAAUCUGGAUUAAUUCUUGCUCAUAUUUCUUAUAAAUAAUAACAUGUACAUAUAGAUUGAAAUAAAUCUUUUUUCGUUCUGAUCUAUAUUU
Molecule: messenger RNA, 625 nt
Organism: Schistosoma mattheei
Lineage: Eukaryota; Metazoa; Platyhelminthes; Trematoda; Strigeidida; Schistosomatidae
Source: the annotation of a GenBank genome assembly